This is a messenger RNA of Trichobilharzia szidati, 1085 nucleotides long. The record is from the annotation of a GenBank genome assembly. Lineage: Eukaryota; Metazoa; Platyhelminthes; Trematoda; Strigeidida; Schistosomatidae.
CUGCUAACAACUUUAUAUACCCAACUGUUGGCUAACUUCCAAGUUGUUUUUCUCUCUUUCACCACUCAUGGUCCCUAAAAUGUAACACUUUUCUCUGCUUAAAUCCAUAGUUAGGUCGAACACCACUGCACGUUGCAGCACUUCACAAUCAGAGGCGUAUUGUGACGAUGCUGUUAAAUUUCCACGCUAGGAUUGAUAUAGUUGACACUGAAUCAGAUAAUCCGAUGCAUAUUGCAGUAUCAAUGGGACAUGCUGACAUCGUGAAGCAAUUAUUGCGAGCCAACAAAGAUAGAUUGGAACUGGACUGUUUUUCUCGUGAUACUAGUGGACCAAACGAGAAUGUAGAUAUACGUCCGAUGACUAAUGCUCAAAAUGAAGAACCAUUCGAUAUCGCCUUGCGCCAACGCUGCACUGAAAUCUUAAGGAUUAUUUGGUCAGAUUUCAUGGAAAAGCAUGAAGUAUUACGAUAUUCAUAUCAUCGUCUGCAUCCUGCUCGAUUGGUAUUGGAAGAUAUUGAAAAUCUUCGAGAAAAUUCAAUGAAUGGAGCAAACAAUGACAUGAUCACAAGCCUCUCAAGCUCUAACGGUAGCGAUGAUACAACUUCGUCUGAGGAGGACCUAUCAGCAAUGAUAUGCAAUCAGAGAUACUCAGAUAGUAAGAAUUUGAAAUACAAAUAUAUUCAUAAUAACUUAAACGAGACAGCACCUCCCUCAAACACUGCCGAUUCAGCACCGGAUGAAGAUUUCGAAAAGGAUAAGUUAAACGAAUCACCUAGGGAGAGUAUCCAUGACGAAGCAAUAAUAUCAACUGGGGCACGUUUCAAGCCAUCUUGCAAUGUGAGCUCGCGCGAUUUGGAUAACGAAUGUAAUUCUUUAACUCCAAAUGAAUCAUCUACAUCGAAUCCUCCACCGAAAGGAAAUACUAAAUCAAACUUGUUCAGUCGACUCCUUUCAAAAAUAUUCAAACGUAAAAAGUCUUCUAGAAGUUGUCGGCGAAAAGUCUUGAGAUCUAUUUGUAUUCCCACAGAUAAUCAUCAGCAGCUAAGCGGUUUCGAGAAAAUAGGCGAAGGCUGUGAUGAUCUUUGA